GUUUUGCUGCUGAAAUAAUCAUAAUAAUGCCCCCGGCUGUGCUGCAGUUUGAACGCCUGCUGGCGGUUAGUGGAACUGCACCACUGUCAGGAAGCGACGAGUGCAGCUCGUCUGUCCAGCUCAGCCAGGGAGGACGCUUCAACUUGUGCUUUUCACCAUGACAACCGAAUCAGGCGCAGAGUCGGAGGCCAAGCCGCAGCAGGAGAACAAGGAGACGGAAAAAGGGAAAGUUAAAGACGCAGCCGAACCCACCUCACCCGAAGUCCAUCCAGAGCAGCUCCCCGCUGCUGCAGGACACAGCACCCCAGCCAGGAAGGAACCGGAGCCACAGGAAGAGGACCAGGUAUCCCGCAGGUCGUCCACCAGUCGUCUGUCCAAGUCUCCUUUGAAAGGAGUGAAGAAGUCCAAAAUCAUGCAGUGUAAGGUCACCCUGCUAGACGGCUCUGACUACACAGUCAGCAUGGAGAAACGCGCCAAAGGUCAAGUGCUUUUUGAUAAAGUAUGCGAUCACCUAAACCUGUUGGAGAAGGACUAUUUUGGCAUCACUUACAGAGAUGUAGAGAAUCAGAAGAAUUGGCUUGACCCGACCAAAGAGCUGAAGAAGCAGAUCAGGACUGGUCCCUGGAACUUUGCUUUCAAUGUAAAGUUUUACCCUCCAGACCCCUCUCAGCUGACUGAAGAUAUUACAAGGUACUACUUGUGUCUGCAGCUGAGAGAUGAUGUGGUUUCUGGUCGCCUGCCCUGUUCCUUUGCGACCCACACAGUGCUGGGAUCUUACACAGUCCAGUCUGAACUUGGAGACUACGACCCCGAGGAACUGGGCAGCGACUACAUCAGUGAGCUGCGCUUUGCACCCAACCAGACCAAAGAACUAGAGGAGAAAGUCAUCGAACUGCAUAAGACCUACAAAGGGAUGACACCAGCUGAAGCAGAGAUGCAUUUUCUGGAAAAUGCCAAGAAGUUAUCCAUGUAUGGAGUGGACCUCCACCAUGCCAAGUUGAUAGGGAGUCUCUAUGAAAACUUGGCUCCAGCUGAGGGUGAGGACUCUGAGGGUGUGGAGAUUAUGUUGGGAGUUUGUGCAAGCGGUCUCCUCAUCUACAGAGACAGGCUGCGGAUCAACAGGUUUGCCUGGCCCAAAAUCCUCAAGAUCUCCUACAAGAGGAACAACUUUUACAUCAAAAUUCGGCCUGGCGAGUUUGAGCAGUUUGAAAGCACAAUUGGUUUCAAGCUUCCAAAUCAUCGUGCUGCCAAAAGGCUCUGGAAGGUCUGUGUUGAGCACCAUACCUUCUUCAGGCUUGUGUCCCCUGAGGUGCCCCCAAAGAAGUUCCUAAGCCUUGGCUCCAAAUUCCGCUACAGCGGCAGAACACAGGCUCAAACCCGCAGGGCCAGUUCUCAGAUCAUCAGACCUGCUCCCUACUUCGAGCGCUCCUCUAGCAAACGCUACAACAUGUCCCGCAGCUUAGACGGAGCUCCGAUUAUGGAGAACCAUGAAACACUUUUGAAGGACGGUGCCACAGAUGGAACGGCCAAAGUCAUUGCUGCAGGAGAUCUCAUCACCACGGUAACAACAGAGAAAAAGGCAGAGGAAGAAAAGGAGGAGCAGGAAGCAGCCCAGACUGAUGCCGUUGAGACACCCGUCACCAUGACGCCACUCAGACAUGACACAAAGUGCGACCCUGAUGUUUACACUCCCAACCCCCUCCGCUCUGAACUCUCACUCCCAUCCUCUCCCGUUUUGUCUACCAAAGUUCGACGGAGGCGCAUGGCGAGCUUGUGUAAACGGGCCUCUUCAGUCAGUCCGGUCAAGAGCAGUGCCGGGUGCCGCCACCGGCAAGCUCGUGCCGAUCGCAAAGCUGCUCUGCUGGAGGAGCAGGCGCUGCUCCUCGUGGCUCGCAAGCAGCGGCUGGAGCAGGGCAAGAGGCACUGCGGCGGCACGCUCUUCUCCUUCUCCCUGCACCUGCCUGACCUGUCCUCCAUCCUGGAUGAGGACGGGUACAUCACCUUCCCUGAUCUGUCAGAGCUGCGCUUCCUCCCCAAGUGCGCGCAGAACUUCGUGCCCAUCAAGUCACCUUCGCUCAUUCCUUGCUUCCUCUUCAUUUUUUUCUUCCUGCUCUCCACCUCCUUCUCUGUCCCCUAUGCCCUCACCCUGUCCUUCCCCCUGGCACUGUGCCUCUGCUACCUGGAGCCCAAGGGAGCGUCCCUGACCACCUCCAUAGCCCAGGGCUACCAUGACAGUUCAGAGGAAGAGGAGCAGACCGACAGCGAGCAGACUGACUUUGCCUUUGAUGGAGAGAUGACGGCCACGGAGUCGGAAGCAGAUGAGGACUCGGAGAUUCGGACUCAGGACACUGAGCCUCCGGCAGAGAUGGUCAAGCACCAGACCAACAUCAGCGAACUGAAGCGCUCCUUCCUGGAGACGGGCGGCAGCAUGGGAGGCAUGACUGAGUGGGAGAAGAGGCUCUCCUUGUCCCCUGCUCACUCACCCAAAGUGGAUGAGGCACCAAUGAUAGAACCGUUGGACCCGCCGGAUGCUAAAGACGAGCACCCAGUCAAAGAUGAGACAAAGGAGGCGGAGCCUAAAGCAGCAGAGGCGACAGGAUAUUUGGUGAAAUACGUUCUGGAUAGUAACGUAACAGAUGGGGCCACCUCCUCUGGGCCGCACGUGAUUAGCCUGUCAACCACCAUGGACGACGAUGUCUUCGUGAACGGGACGCUCAGGGAGGUGGAGGAGAAGACCCCCGACUCCCAGGAGGAGACCUCUGAGAAGUCUGUGGUAAAACUCAGUCCUGGAGCUGUCAGACAAGAAGUGUCACAGGCCAUCAGUCACAAGAGAGGGACGCUGAUCAUCUUGAAGGAAGCAGAGGACAAACUGGACAGCGAGACCAAAGAGGAAGCCGCAGAACCCGUUCUGUCUGCAAAGCUUAAAGAGCAAGAUGACAUAGCAGCUGUCCCAGGAGACGCCGCUGAUCUCAUGGAGGCCAAACCCACAGUCGUGGAGGCGAGUCUCAAGACGCAGACAAAACCUGAGGUCAUGGAUCAUAUCAAAGGCGUCGACUCACCUAAGAAGGCCAUGGCGUCGUGGAUUUCUGUGGUUGGGACCACGGUGCACGAACCAGAGGUCAUCUGUGUGUCAACAAAGGACAUCCUAGAAAUGAGUACCUCCGAGGGGACGCAACAAAAAGCUGAACUCUUCAACUUCGAGGAGUUCCACACUGAAGAGUCAAAGUCCAGCCAGACAGCAACUCAGAUUACCGUUUCCCAGUACUCCUCUUCAUCCUUACCCGUGUCUGCGCUGGGAUGGGUUUCCUCCGCUAUGAGUCCUGCCUCUUCAAAGGUAUUGGCUGACACAGAGGAGAAGACGGUGGUUGCCACGGAGACAGAUGCAGCACCCGCCGAGUCAAUGGAGCCUACGAGUCUCAGCGUUGUUGAAGUGUCUCCCAAAGAGGUUCCCGUGGUCCACACAGAGACGAAAACCAUCACUUAUGAGGCUGCAGAGGUCGACACUAAUGGCGACGCAGACCCCGGCGUGUUGCUGAGUGCUCAGACUAUCACCUCAGAAACCACCAGCACCACAACAACCACUCACAUCACCAAGACGGUUAAAGGAGGAAUCUCGGAGACGAGAAUCGAGAAAAGGAUAGUCAUCACGGGAGACACAGACAUCGACCAUGAUCAGGCUCUGGCUCAGGCCAUUAAGGAGGCUAAAGAACAGCAUCCUGACAUGUCAGUGACCAAAGUAGUGGUACAUAAAGAAACAGAGAUCACACCAGAGGAGGGGGAGGACUGACCCAGGAGUAAAGCUGAGGAACAUCCUUUCUCCAACCUCCAACAUCCAGAAGAUUCCACAUAUUACCAGGAACCCUCAGAAGGCUCGAAAGGCUCCUUACUCACCAAACGCUGACGCUCGCCUCACGCCACGCCCGCCACCUGCAACAUAAACCAGACACGUUUUGCAUGAGAAGGACAGUGUUGAAUUAUAAAUACAAGAUAAUACGAUCUACGAUCCGCACGCCAAAUCCCCCAUGUGCAGCAAGAAAGCCACGCCCCCUUUCUGCUGUCACUGCCUUAUGAUGACUUUGAUGCAUUUUUAUGAUUAUUGAGAGUAAUUAUUGUAGCAAA
This is a messenger RNA of Thalassophryne amazonica, 4119 nucleotides long. It is a transcript of the gene epb41l3b, whose product is annotated as erythrocyte membrane protein band 4.1-like 3b. The transcript is spliced from 26 exons. Gene Ontology annotation, molecular function: structural molecule activity; actin binding. Gene Ontology annotation, biological process: cortical actin cytoskeleton organization. NCBI's taxonomy places the organism in Eukaryota, Metazoa, Chordata, Actinopteri, Batrachoidiformes, Batrachoididae. The record is from RefSeq and is a predicted model, not a curated record. The coding region runs from base 158 to 3787 and encodes 1209 amino acids. Gene Ontology annotation, cellular component: cytoskeleton; plasma membrane.